UAACCGGACGUUCCUUCAGACAGGGAGCUGUCUUGAGAACGCUGCUCUGAGUAAACCUGGUGCUUUCUGACGGGCUGUAUGAGAAACAUCACUUAUUGCUGACUCGUUCAACACAAACAAACAGGAGGCGGUCACAAACAUGUCAGAGGAAGCAAGCAGUCCGCAGGAAGGAAACGGCAAAGUUAGCCGAGUGAUCCGGAUUGGAACCCGCAAGAGCCAGUUGGCUCGCAUCCAGACAGACAGCGUGGCUGACAAGUUAAAGGAACUCUACCCUGAUGUCCACCUGGAAAUAGUUGCCAUGUCAACAACGGGGGAUAAAAUUCUUGACACAGCGUUAUCAAAGAUCGGUGAGAAGAGUUUGUUCACCAAAGAGUUGGAGAACGCCCUGGAGAGGAACGAGGUUGAUCUGGUUGUUCACUCACUGAAAGACCUUCCCACCACUUUGCCUCCAGGAUUCACCAUCGGUGCUGUGCUGAAGAGAGAGAACCCUUACGAUGCCGUGGUGCUACAUCCAAACAAUGCAGGGAAGACUCUGGAAACUCUGCCAGCUAAAAGUAUGAUUGGCACCAGUUCAUUACGCCGCGCUGCUCAGCUGAAGAAAAGAUUCCCCCACCUGGAGUUCAAAGACAUCCGUGGAAACCUGAACACACGUCUGAAAAAGCUGGAUGAAAAGCAGGACUUUGCUGCCAUCAUCCUGGCUGCAGCCGGACUGAAAAGGAUGGGCUGGGAGAACCGAGUCAGCAUGAUCCUGGAGCCUGAAGACUGCAUGUAUGCUGUCGGACAGGGGGCUUUAGCGGUGGAGGUGCGGGCCAGCGAUGCAGAUAUCCUGGAGAUGGUGUCUGUCCUCCAUGACCCCGACACUGUGCUGCGCUGCAUUGCUGAGAGAGCCUUCCUCAAACAACUGGAGGGUGGCUGCAGUGUCCCGGUGGCCGUGCACACGCAGGUGAAAGACUCGCAUCUCUACCUGACUGGUGCUGUGUACAGCCUGGAUGGAUCGGACAGUCUAAAAGAAACAAUGCAGACCAGCAUUGUUGCUGGUGACCAGAGUUUGGAGAAAGUGGAUGAGCAGGUUCAGCGAGUGGGAGUCACGGCCAGUAAAAUCCCAGGUGAUGUCCAGGACAGGGCUGAGCAGCUGGGCGUCGACCUGGCCACCUUACUGCUGAGUAAAGGAGCCAAGGACAUUUUGACGGUGGCUCGGCAACUCAACGACGCCAGAUAAUCUGAGAGAGAAGGGGCUCCAGGCCAUCGCAGCCAUGUUUAAGUGUCAAUCUUUGUUUCC
Messenger RNA from Nematolebias whitei (Rio pearlfish), 1279 nucleotides. RefSeq names its product porphobilinogen deaminase. Lineage: Eukaryota; Metazoa; Chordata; Actinopteri; Cyprinodontiformes; Rivulidae. The record is from RefSeq and is a predicted model, not a curated record. The transcript is spliced from 14 exons. Gene Ontology annotation, biological process: heme biosynthetic process. The coding region runs from base 140 to 1219 and encodes 359 amino acids. Gene Ontology annotation, cellular component: cytoplasm. Gene Ontology annotation, molecular function: hydroxymethylbilane synthase activity.